This is a messenger RNA of Leptomonas pyrrhocoris, 5484 nucleotides long. RefSeq lists its product as hypothetical. Lineage: Eukaryota; Euglenozoa; Kinetoplastea; Trypanosomatida; Trypanosomatidae. Gene Ontology annotation, molecular function: protein binding. Bases 1 to 5484 code for a protein of 1827 amino acids. The record is from RefSeq and is a predicted model, not a curated record. The transcript has a single exon.
AUGCGGAGUGCUCGCCGACGGAGCACCGCGGCGCCGCCGCCGUCAAAAGAGCGAAACUCCCUUAAAGGCGAGGUCACCGCAGCUCGCAAGAUGAGCAGCCCAAAAAUAGUGGCAGCAAAACGGAACUCCUCCUCCCUCACCGCAAAGAAGACGCGGCGGAAGCAGUCCACGCAGCAGCAGCCCGCCACCACCACCGCCGCCGCCGAAACCGCGACGGUUGGGCCAGCGCCAUCGUCCCCGCCCAGCGCGCCACCCCCACGUGGCGAAGAUAAAAAGCCUCGCAAAGAAAGCGCUACGGUCACGCAGCCGGCCGAUGCACCGAGCGAGAACGCGCCGGUCGAACCUGCGCCGUCGCCUCCCGAGCCGAGCAAAGACGCCGUGGUGGGCGGGACGGUGGCUACGACAACAGCACCGAAGCGCAACAGCGGCAACGGAGGAAGCUCCGGCUCCAUUCGCCUCUCCCCCGCCCCACCCCCGUCGUCCGUCACGAUGCUCUCUCCCAUCAACGAAAUACACUGCAGCCUCACCCAGCUCUACCUGACACCGAUCUCCGCCUCCCUCUCGUCGCCGCACGCGGGCUUCACCGCACUGCACUUCGACGGGCGCAGUGCGAGUUGGUCCAACAGCGGCACCACGGCUGUCGCGGGCGCCAUCCCGGGCGGCCCUCUGAUCCCCGCAAACCGCCGCGGCAGCGACCAGCGGCACUCCGGCAGCGGUGGCAGCGGCGGCUUGGUCGCCGUCGCGGGGGACGACUUCGUCACAGGUGCCCCGCACGCCCAGCGGAUGCGAACACGCGGCUCUGCUACGUCCCCGCUGAAGUUGCCGCACGGCGGAAACUUGCGACCGCGGCAGACCUCCGCCUCCUCCUCCUCCACCGGCCACCCCGACGCAGGCGUGACGGACGCAAGCGCGCGGCGUGGGCAGGGGAAGCCACAACCGCCACCGCCGUCGCAGGUGCACCGCCGUUCCUCCGGCGGUGCCUCGACGCAAUUGUCUGUGACGGCCAAGACGCUCUUCGCCACGACGGACACCGUCGCCGUCCCGCUGACGCCGCCGGUGCCGCCGCCGCUGACCUCCACGGUGAAGUCGCCGUCACCGGCGGGGGGUCGUCUGCCGCCCACGCCGCCCCCUUUCGACAAUAGCACGCGCUCCGCCGGCGGUAGCAGCGGCAGCGAGGGCCGCCACGGGUCGUGGAACCUCGCCUCGAACUGGAGCCCGACUGAACCCUCACCCACACCCGUCGUGAGUGCGGGCACUACAGGUCGCAGCGGCCUCACGCUCCGGCAGUGGCGUGAUAGCGACGACGACGCGGAAAGCCCCAAUGAGCGGUCCUUCUACUCGACCUCGAUUGUGUCGACGGUCACCUCAACGUUUGAUGAGCAGCCUCCGCCCCCACCGCCGCCGCCGGCGCAGUUAAACCUUGGUGUUGGCAGUCGAGGCCGUCAAGCGGCACCGCCACCGCUCCCCAUGGUGCCCGUCGCCCCGCAGAAACUCUUCUCCCCCACCGGGAAUGAGUCCAUCAGUCUUUUCUUGGAUGCAAACAUCUGGCAUAAGAGAGGCAGACGGGGACGCAGCAGCACGACUGACAGCAACUUCAGCAUUCGCGAGAGCAGCGUCGCCUCUCUUCGCCAGAGCAGCAGCUCCGAGUCGAAAGACGGCAGCCACGACGACGACGACAACGCGCCGUCAGCUCACCGCGGCAGCUUCUUCCCCUCCUCGCACGUGAGCCUCGACGGAGCGGAGCCGUUGGCGCUGUGUCCGCCGACCUCCGACUCCGACCCAAACGGCGAGGGGAACGUCCAAAAGGAGCUCGGCGCAGACCUGCAACGUCACGAUUCGAGUCCCGGAGCAAAACGGGGCGGGUGGGGUGGCGCGGGUCCCGCACCUCCACCGCUCUCGCUGGAGUCCAACAUUCAACCCAGCAGGUCCAACGUCGGAGGAGACAAGAAAGGGGCGUCGCCAUCCUCGCCAGCGGAGGCCGGUGGCGCGGCUCGUAAAGGAAGUGCGAGCGGCGAUGGCCCUUUUCAGUCGCCAAAUACACCACCCUCAUUGAAGGCAUCGGAGAGCGGUGCGGGCAGUGGCUUGUUGACGAACGAGCAAACAAAAUCGCAGCGCUCCACCCCCACCCCGACGAUUGUGGACCCCGACGCGACUCCGCAGCUCGAGUCGUCGCUCAUAAUUAAAGAGCAUCCGUCCUCUGCGUCCCUGUCGUCGGGCCACGGUACAGAGGCGUCGACCCGGCAGCAAGAACUGGCGCGGUCUUUUCGCAACCGUAUUCAAGUUGGUGUGCGUGCCCCGAAGCGAAAGCAGACGAUCCGACGCGUGCCGUCCAGCCUGCGCGGUCGCCGCAGCAGCGUCAGUGACGGUGCCCAGCGAGGCUCGAGUGGACGAACUGGGUCGGCGGGCAGUAGCGGUAGCAACGGCCUUCGUCGCAGCGUCAGCUCGCGUCGCAGCGGCAGGAGCACCGGCAACCUCGCCGGCAGCCCCGUCACGGCGUUUGUGCGCGCCGCCUUCAUCCUGCUCGCCUGUGCGCAGUUCAGGAAGGCGGCGGUGACCUGCCGGGCGCGACACCGCUACGAAGACGUGGACGCCCCGCGCGCUGCGUUUCUCAUUCAGUGCGCCUGGCGUCGUCGUCAGCAGAGACGGCGCAUACGAGAGAGCAACGCCGUCCAGCUUCUGGUGCCGUGGGUGCGGCUGCACCUGCGGCGGCUGCGCAAGACAAAGGAGGUGAGUGCGCUGCUGCUCCAGCGCGUCUUCCGCGGGCAGGUUGUGCGCUCCUUCCACCAGUUCUUGUAUGCGCGGAUGCAAUACAACAAGGCCCUCGAUGUCGUACUGCGCGCCGUGCGACGGUUGGAGGCGCAGAAGAUGCUCUUUCGCUUGCGACUGCAGCGAGAUGAACGAGUGGUCCUGAUUGGGCAGUGCAUUCAGGGCUGCCUUCAAGUGCUGCGCGCGGAGCAAAUGGAGUGGGGCGGCUUGGUGGACGGUGCCGCCGCAACGCUGGGCACCCGGCCGUGCGUCUCUACAUGCGACUGGGUCUCGGGGGUUGCCGCACGCACCGGUGUGGUGCUCAACCCCGCCGCAGCGGCGGCCUCCGGCAAUGAGGACCUGUUUCACCUCAAACCAACCUGUGCGAUGAAAGGAAACAGGAGCAACAACGCAAAUAGUGGUAGUGGUGGACAAGGCGUGGGUGCGGGUACAAGACUCAACGCGCUGCGUCAACAGCUGAGGGGCUUCUCGCAGCUCGAGUCGUACGCGUACUUGGACACGACGCGACGCACGCGAAAGAAUCCAGACCCACAUAUGAGCUUCUUCACCGUGUCUGCCCUUUUGCCUGGGUCGGCUGAGCUUCACGUGGACGACAGCUCGCCCGCCGCACCCGCCGCAGCAGUACACAAAAAUGAAGAGAGCGAUACAGAACACGCCGCUCUCACCGGGGCGUUGGCGUCCGCGGCUUCAUCGGCGGAUUCGGGUGACCAGUCGGACCAGGCCUUGGAACUGUUACCUGCUGCCACCGUCACGGACAACGACGUCGUCGAUGCCUUCCUUCAACUCAUCAUUCGCAUUGAAUCGGCCGAACGGGUGGAGUUAGAGCGAAAGCUGCUCGCCGAGCAGGAGGCGGUGCUGCACACACCCUCCCUCGUCAACCAAGCCGUGGCGUACAUCGUGGCGCAGCAGCUGCCGCUUCUCUUUGCCCCCCUCCUGCUCGCCAUGUCCUCCACGUCCUCGAUGCGGCAGGCAGUCCGCCUCUUCGCCGCCGAGCGGGCCGCCCGCUGCCACAUUAUUGCCUUGUACGAGUCAAUGCCGCUGUCGUGUCUGAGCCGCCCCAUGUUGAACCCCGCUGCGGGACAGCGCCACGCCAACUUGGUGCAGCUGAUGCGCCGUGCCCCCAAUCCGUGGAUCGAGGCAGAGCUGAACGAGCACCGCCUCUACCAGGAGUGGACCUCCUACAAACACCGCACCACCUACGGACCGAGCGACACUAAGUCCCUGACCAGCCCCCGACUCUCUUACGGGCAGCACCUCUACGCCGCCACGCCGGGCUCGCCGCCUUUACCGGAGGAGGGCAGUGCGAUCAACUCCCACCUCGACAGCGCAGUGCACGCCCCGAUCGUCCUGGACGAGGUGCCCAGCAGCAUCGCGACGUCCACGGGACAAGUACCGUCGCCCGCGCAGCGACGUGCUGCUGGUGGUGGUGGCAUUCGGGUCCGCAUGACGCCGUCCUUCCGCAGCAGCGCCGCCACUUCGGCGACGCAGUCGGUGCCCUCCGCCGUGCUCGCGCCGCCGCCGCCGCUGACGAACAGCGUCUCCAUCAGUCGGGCCCCGAGCGACAGCUACACCCGCGUCGACGUGAAGAGCAAGACGGCGCUGCCGUGCCCGAAGCGUCGCCCGCGCGGCCCACCGUUGCCGCUGCUGCGCACCCUCACACCGGUCACUACACGCGGUCCAGGCUCAAAUCUGCACCGGCCAUCCUUUCGCAACGGCGGCAGCUCUCCCGGUACACCGUCGCACUCCCCGUUGCGUGUGCCGGACCUGGUCCGCGUGACGGUGUCCGGAACGCCCACAAAGACGUCCGCGGUGACCUCGAAAGGGUCGGAAGGGAUGAGCUCGUUGCUAGUGGCUGCUCCUCCUCCGAUCCGGGCCGAUCGCCGCAACACCGUCGCCCCUCAGUCGUUGCCUUCGUCCUUCCUGCCUUUUCAAAAGCCAUGCUCGAUGGCAGCAGCAGCAGCAGCACCGAGCCACGGUGGGGUGGGCCCUGCCGGUUCGCUGUCAUCGCGGUCAUCGCAGAUGUGCGUCUUUUCCGAUGAGGAAGAGGAGGGGGAAGAGGAAAGAAUUACCACGCCGAACAAGGGCGCUGCGGACCGCGUCGACUCAUUAGCCCUUUCGCCUCUGGUGGACGGCAUCGAAGACGAAGGGGCGGCGAACGCAGCGAUGCCGUCAUGUGCUUGUGACGAUGUGGCCGACCAGCAGCCCUCUACACCUGUCUCCGCCUCCUCCCCGCUGCGGCGGGUGGACUCGUGGGCGUCCUCCAAGUCCUCCUCCUCCUUCUCGUCUGCCUUUCUGCCUGCAGACGCCGCCAACGCGGCGGGAAGUCGCGGUGCGCAUCCGCUGACAACGGCGGCGGCCACCUUUCCGCCACGCGCACCCACGCCGCCGCCGCGCCGCUGUCACGCCGCCACGUACGUUCCCCCUGCCCACCCCUCCCCCUCUUCAUCUCCGCCCCCGUUCCCCUCCACCACGGCGACGUCUCAGCUGGCGCGUAACGCGGACGAGCGCUGCCUGGGGCGGGUGGAGCUGCCUUUUACGGAUGGCAAGCGGCCCGACAGCCGGGGUAGCGCCACCAACCGCAGCGCAAACUGGUCGCUCUCGCCCACAGCGAAAGCCAUACCGUCGGCCUCGCCCUUUUUGCCUCCUGCAUCCACGACGCGACUGCCUUCGCUGUCGGAGCGGCAAGCACCAACGCGGUCUUUUGGGCUUACGGCGUGA